AUGACAAAAAGUGUUGACAUCAAUAAAUGUGCUAUCGAUAUGAAAAAUAAAUCAAAAACAACAAAAAUAAGAGCAAAGAGAUCAUCAAAACAACAGCAAUUAUCACCAACACAUCUAAACAUUUCUGUCCCACUCCCGGUAGACCUGAAACCAACAGACAUAAUCGUAAAGAAAAAAGACGGCAAUUUUCCUAGCAAACCACCAAAUGCUUUCAUAAUCUACCGCCGUGAGUUUGUUAAAGUGUUGCGUGCAAGCGGAUUCAAGUAUAAGCAACAAGAUGUUUCUGCAUUGGCAUCAAAAGCGUGGGAAGAGGAACCAACAAUCGUUCAGAAUCAAUAUCGUAGACUUGCGCAGGAUUGUUCAACCAUUUUGUUAGAGAUGCGUCGUAAUAUGUUAGGAGAUACUGAACGCGAUUGGAGAACUUACAUGUCUCCGAAUGGCGGGGAAAUUAUUUUUGCUUCUAUCAUCAGCUCCGAGAAUGUUGCCACUGAUUCCCCUUAUCCUUCGAUAAAUAAUAACUCAAGAGCGAGGAAUGAAAAAUUUAUAUGGGAAAAUAAUUUUUCAGUAGUUGAGCCUUCGACUCGUACAUUAUCGAAUGAAGAUGCAUAUAAUAAUAGUAGCAACAGCCAUGACGACAACAAUCAAAUGCAUACUCAAUAUAAUGAUACUUUACCUGAAAUCUCAUUCUCUACCUCUCAUGCCUCCGCCUCGUUUGAAGAUGCAUUCAAUACCACCCACCUUUUAGGACACUUAUUACCUGACUCGCCAACAUCACAUCCAUCACCAACAACUUCUGGCUCAGAGUACCAUCUUUCAUCGUCAUUUGAUUCUUUGGAUUCUUCCUCGUCGUCGUCAUCUUAUUUGUCCAAUUCGAUUGGAGAAUCACAAAAGCAAAUCAAUUCAUAUGCGUUCCAUUAUGAAAUUGCUACGGCAACGAGUCCGGUAGUUGAUUUACCAACGCCCGAAUCUUUCGAUGAAUCACCAUUACCACCACAUUUUACUUGGUCAGAUUUGAAUUACGUUACACCUUUAGAUUUUCAUGAAGAUUUAAAAAUUCAAAUAGAUGACGAUGAUGAUAAAAAAUUCCAAUAUCCAUCUACAAAUUCUACCGAAAAUGAUAACGGGAACCAAUCUUCCUCCGGCAGUUGUUCUAAUCGAGGUGGCGGUGUUGAAAAUAAUUUUUAUCUUUUACAAGAUGGAAUAUUCACGCCAUCACCGCAAAUUGUUCACUGGAAUUCGUUUACCAGGGCUAGUAAAUAA
This is a messenger RNA of Ambispora leptoticha, 1260 nucleotides long. The record is from the annotation of a GenBank genome assembly. Lineage: Eukaryota; Fungi; Glomeromycota; Glomeromycetes; Archaeosporales; Ambisporaceae.